Eucalyptus grandis is the source of this 1132-nucleotide messenger RNA. RefSeq names its product alanine--tRNA ligase. The record is from RefSeq and is a predicted model, not a curated record. Lineage: Eukaryota; Viridiplantae; Streptophyta; Magnoliopsida; Myrtales; Myrtaceae. Gene Ontology annotation, molecular function: nucleic acid binding; Ser-tRNA(Ala) deacylase activity; ATP binding. Gene Ontology annotation, biological process: alanyl-tRNA aminoacylation; regulation of translational fidelity. The coding region runs from base 155 to 922 and encodes 255 amino acids. The transcript has 8 exons.
CCGAAUCAUAGAAUCCACGUGUCAGGUAUCGUAUUGGCUCUUCUGCUUCCGUCUGCGCAGCCGGAGAACGCUUUUUGAUAGCUGAAAAACAGCGAAUGGAGCCGCCGAUCAAUCGGAGCAACCUCGGUUCGAGAGCUGCAACUCGCCGGAAGCCAUGGAUUCGCGCCCCACGAAGCUCGAUUACUACGCCGACAUGCGGAGCCUCGUCUCCGAGUCCACGGUCGUCUCCUUCCUCAAGGGUGGUGAUGAUGGUAGGAGUGCUUUGAUACUGGAGUCUACGAUUUUCCAUCCCCAAGGCGGCGGGCAGCCGGCCGAUACCGGGUUUAUCACGGUCGGGGACGGGGAGGCGAAGUUUGCUGUGGAAGAUGUCCGGUCGAGAGAUGGAAUUGUUUAUCAUUAUGGUCACGUUGAGAAUUUGGUUGGGGAUGGCGUGGUGGAAUUUGAGACAGGAAAGGCAGUUCACUUGCACGUGGAUGAAUCUAGGCGCAAGCUCAACUCCCGGUUGCAUUCAGCUGGGCAUUUACUGGACAUGUGUAUGAAGAAUGUGGGACUUGGUUUGGAGCCAGGCAAGGGUUACCAUUUCCCAGAUGGACCAUUCGUGGAAUAUAAAGGUGUUAUUCCGCCAAGUGAAAUAUCUAACAAGCAGAAGGAAUUGGAGACGGAAGCUAAUGCAUUGAUAUCUAAAGGAGGGAAAGUUUCUAUUGUGGUAUUACCUUAUGAUGAAGCUUUAGAGCAAUGUGGUGGUUUCCUUCCUGAUUAUAUUCCCAAGGAAAGCACUCCUCGCAUUGUGAAAUUGGGAAGUAAUCCAGGUUGUCCAUGUGGUGGUACCCAUGUUCAUAAUCUAUCAGAGAUAAUUAGCAUGAAGGUCUCCCAAAUUCGCACGAAGAAAGGCGUGACAAAAGUCUCCUAUACCGUUGGGUGAUUGUGGUCCUAAUUAACUCUUAAUGUUUGUGUCAAAUGUAUGGUGGCUUGAUUUUAGAACAGACAUUCAAAAUCAUAUUGAGCCUAUAAUCAGGUAUGCCCCAUCAUUGGUCCCUUGGUGAGCAUUCUCUGAAUUUGGACUUAGGUAACUACGUGUGCAAGUAAUAGUUCGACAUUUUUUUAGUAUAUGGAAGUUCCAUUGUUACAUCUC